This is a messenger RNA of Orussus abietinus, 7348 nucleotides long. RefSeq names its product myotubularin-related protein 13 (gene Sbf). The transcript has 24 exons. The coding region runs from base 461 to 6595 and encodes 2044 amino acids. NCBI's taxonomy places the organism in Eukaryota, Metazoa, Arthropoda, Insecta, Hymenoptera, Orussidae. The record is from RefSeq and is a predicted model, not a curated record.
GCGCUUUAGUUUAGAAGGUUAUGGAUUUAAGGUUCGGGGUGUGGCAUAUUAUUGCAAUUUGAAAUGUUCUAAUUAUUUAACAACUAGUGAAUCACAUGGAAAUAUUAAAUCAGUACACUGUAAUUAGUUUUUAUUGACGGUCGGUGUUUUUAUGUUGUGUCUUAGUUCCGUCAUUUGAUUGGAAGCCUUUCCGUCAAGUUGAACGAUUUCUGGUUUUUCGUUUAUUAGAAACAUUAUUAGUGGAGUUACAAAGGAUAUAACGUCUGAAAAGUGAAACCAAUACGGAAGUUUACGAUUUAAAACGAUGGGAACGUUGAGGUCAGAAAAAAUGUCUGUCUAACUAUCCAGACAAUUAAGGCUUACUGGUAGCUUAGACAGUAGGUAAACAAGCACCAGCUGAGGCAAACAUUACUUGAUAGACCACAUUAGAUGAAAUCAUCAGCGCAAAAUUUGACGUGGGAUGUUGAGCAUUACCACCCCCACUCAGCCCCACGCAUACACCGAAAUGUCUCGCUUAGCCGACUACUUCGUAGUCGUCGGCUACGAUCACGAGAAAGAGAGAGGUGGAACCAGUAGAGGCAUUAUUCUACAAAGGUUUCCUGAUCAGGACUGGCCUGACACACCAUUCAUUGAUGGAAUGGAAUGGUUUUGUCAACCUCAAGGAUGGGCAUUAUCUACAGAACGUCAGGAACCACGAUUUUAUGUCUCUAUUUUGACUGAUAUUGAUGCUAAUCGUCACUACUGUGCAUGUAUGUGCUUCAAUGAAACUAUUUCUAUUACACCUAGCAAACCUGUAGAUGAAGAAGAAGAUCCUGUAGAUGGCGAUAGCCGUACUCUGGUCAGAACAAUUCCUACAAUUACACAUCAUAGCAUUAUGUAUGCACCAAAAUGUCUGGUGCUGGUCUCCAGGCUGGAUUACAUUGAAACUUUUCGGAACUGCCUAGGAAUUAUUUAUACGGUGUACGUAGAAAAUCUUGGUAUACCUCUGGAAACAUUAGUAGGAAACAUCUUGGGUUGUAUACAAGUACCACCAGCUGGUGGGCCACAGGUCCGAUUUAGCAUCGGGGCUGGUGAUCGUCAGGCGUUGCAGCCGCCAAUCAGUCCCUCGCUUCCUAUUACGCAUACGAGCGUAAGUCUACUGUUUCAACAACUGGGUAUUCGAAAUGUAUUGGUAUUAUUCUGUACGGUGAUGACGGAACACAAAAUACUCUUCCAUUCGGCCAGUUACUCUCGCUUAACAGAGGGUUGUCGAGCUCUUACCGCACUGAUGUAUCCUUUUAGAUACACGCACGUUUACAUUCCACUUUUACCCGCGGCUCUGGUCGAAGUACUGAGUACGCCUACACCGUUUAUUAUGGGGGUACAUAGUUCUUUAAAGCACGAAGUUGCAGAAUUGAUGGAUGUGAUAGUAGCUGAUUUAGACGGUGGCUCAAUAAUGGUGCCGGAUGGUGUCUCUCUAUCUUUGCUUCCUGAACCACUUCUUUCUCAAACACAAGACGCUCUUUCCCUCGUCUUACAACCAGAGUUGAAUUGUGCAGAUUAUGCGUUUCCGCCAUUAACCACAAGAGCUCCACAUCCUCCUAUGUUGGAUAAAGAACUUAGAGCAGUUUUUAUGCGUACAUUUGCGCAAUUGCUCCAGGGUUAUCGUAGUUGUCUUACCCUGAUCCGAAUUCAUCCAAAACCAGUUAUCACUUUUCACAAGGCAGCGUUUUUGGGUGAAAGAGGUUUGACAGAUUGCGAUUUCACUACGCGAGUACUGGAUUGUAUGUUUUUCACAUCAUUCAUCGCGGAGAGAGGUCCCCCCUGGCGACCUUGUGAUGUGUGGGACGAAUUGUACAGCAACCUGAGUGAUCAGUUGAAACAAGAAAUACAAGAACCUGGACUUGUUUUGACGCACAUUCAAGAAUUAGCCCAGCAGCUGUAUACGAAUGAAAAUCCAAAUCCUCAACCAUAUGUGCAGAAGAUCUUGAAACCACCCGAAGGAGCUUUCGCUCGAAUACAUCAACCCCUUCUUCCACGUAUCAAUUCUGAACAAGUACAAGCUAUAAUUGACGAAGGUCUUGCCAAAAAUAAUCUGAAAGUCAGAUUGUCAUCAUUAAGGCCCGUUCAACCGCGAAUAGUUCCGAUGGGACCGCACAUUUCCAUAGUCCAUGACACGAGACAUUUAGUCAGCAAUUCUGCUCGUAGAUUAGAGGUUUUACGUAAUUGUAUAAACUGCAUAUUUGAGAACAAAAUUUCGGAUGCAAGAAAAACUUUUCCGGCGGUGCUCCGUGCAUUGAAGAAUAAAACUGCGCGCCUAGCCCUAUGCAUGGAAUUGUCGCAACACGUCGUCGGUAAUAAAGCUAUGCUUGAACAUCAGCAAUUUGAUCUCGUAGUGAGGCUGAUGAACUGUGCUCUGCAAGAUGAUUCAUCGAUGGAUGAGCACGGCGUUGCUGCAGCUUUGCUGCCACUCGCAACAGCUUUCUGCAGAAAACUUUGCACCGGGGUUAUUCAAUUUGCCUACACCUGCAUACAAGAGCAUGCUGUGUGGCAGAAUCAACAAUUUUGGGAAGAUGCGUUUUAUUUAGAUGUUCAAAAAGACAUUAAGCGUCUGUAUCUACCCGGAGAGAAUUCACAGUCUAAAUUAGCGAAUGAUAAUGUACUCAUUCCUAUCAGUCCACGAGAGAGUAAAGACCUCCCGUUCAAAGAUCGAUGUUCAGUUUAUCGAACGCAAGAACCUUCUGCUUUGGAAAUUGCUGCUGAGCAAAUGAGAAUCUGGCCAGUAAUUGACCCAGAGAAACAACGAGAACUUAUCAGCAGCGAAGAGAGCACCAUGUAUAGUCAAGCUAUUCAUUACGCAAACAGGAUGGUCUAUCUUUUAGUUCCUCUGGAUAUUGGGGCUAAAAUUCACCGCCAAGACAACGUAUAUGACGACGAACGAGCUAGCAACAGUAUUACCAACAGUGUAGCAAGUGACAGUGGCGAUGCGGAAUCGGGCUUUGAAGAAACGGAUCCUGGUGAAACUGGUGCAGCCGUAAUACGAAUGGUUUCCCGAUUUGUAGACCGUGUUUGUACAGAAGGAGGUGUAAGUACGGAACACGUUAGGUGUCUUCAUCAGAUGGUUCCUGGAGUCGUUCAUAUGCACGUGGAAACCUUAGAAGCGGUACAUAGAGAGAGCAAGAGAUUACCUCCUAUACAAAAGCCAAAGAUUUUGACGCCAAAUACGUUACCUGGAGAGGACGUAAUAAUGGACGGCCUACGCGCUUAUCUUCUACCAGAUGGAAGAGAGGAAAGUUCUGCAGGUCUCCCAAAAAUACCACCUCUGUUACCCGCUGAAGGAGCCAUUUUCUUGACGAAUUACAGGAUCGUAUUUAAAGGAAUACCUUGUGACCCGUUUGCAUGCGAGCAGUUGGUCGUUCGAGCUUUUCCAGUAACGUCCCUUACUAAAGAAAAGCGUGUAGCUGUACAACAUUUGGCACAUCUGGAUCAGUGCCUACAGGAAGGUCUUCAGCUUCGUUCCGCUACCUUCCAACUUAUAAAACUUGCAUUUGAUGAAGAAGUUACACCUGAAAAUAUAGAGACACUGAGGAAAUUAGUUCACAAAGAACGUUAUCCUCCGCAUAUAUUCCACCACUUCGCAUUCAAUGGUCAAGUCUUGGUGACUCCCACCGCUCAUCAGAAAGGGAAAGAAAAAAAUGCUACACUCAAAGGUUUUGCAAAGAAAACUCUUCUAAAAACAGCUCGAAAAGCUGGUUUUAAACCGAAACAGUCCUCAAAGAGGCAAAAAUACGUCUUGCCAAAUAUGAAUCUUACAAGCAGCAAUAAAUACAUGACCUCACCUGGCAGGAUGAGUUUACCAGUAACGGAUAAUAACGACUUAAGCCAUGACGAUGAUCUCAGUGUUGAUGAAUUUGAGAUCCCUGGAAUUGUAACACAGCCACCGACUGAUGCAAAGACCUUAGAACGUUUGUCGGAACGCAGUUACGUCAGGGACUGGUAUCGACUGGGUUUAUGUCCAAGUAGCCCACACAAUAAUCGUCGAAGUGAACCAUUUCGUCUUACAUCAGUUAACUGUGCGUAUAUGAUGUGCAGAACCUAUCCUGCACUUCUCAUAGUUCCUAGCUCUAUAUCAGAUGAAAGCAUUCGUAGAUUUUCAAGACUAUACAGACAUAACAGGGUACCAGUUGUUACUUGGAGGCAUCCAAAAACAAAAGCUCUCUUACUACGGGGAGCUGGUUAUCACGGCAAAAGUGUCAUGGGAAUGCUUAAAGCCCAUCCCUCUUCUACUGGAAAUCUUAAAACCACAUCAUCUGAAAGUACAUCUUCAUUAGAACAGGAAAAGUACAUAAUGGCGCUUGUAGCUGCAACUCCGGUUUCUGUAUUGCGUCAGGGUUCGGCGUGGGGUAUGUCUGACAGUUCGCUCAGCAUAGACUCUUUACUUCUUGCUGCAGAAGAUAAAAAUGCUACUCCCGAACACUCACGAAGAAAUCCUUUUAACAAAGCUCUCGGUACUCUCGGAUCAUCAGGUGGUAAAGGUCAUAAAAACUUUGGUCGCUGGGGAUCGCUCAAAGAUAAAAGACAUAAUUCUCAAGCAUCAUUAAUGACGGUCAAUCAACGUGGAACGGUAAGGCAUUCUGCUGAUUCGGAUAGCGGUACGGAAUGCGUUCAUACAUUUCAAAGGGCAGCAUUGUAUAUACUGGGUGAGAAGGCCCACAUGAAGGGAGUUAAAUCGGAAUCCACGCCGAAAACCGAUUUCAUACCAGUUGAAUAUUACGAUGUAAGGCACACAAAAGCGGCUUUUAAAAAAUUAAUGAGAGCUUGUGUACCCAGUUCAGCGAAUCUUGAACCAGAUCAAAGCUUUUACAAGUUAAUAGAGAGUUCCGAAUGGCUACAACAGUUGCAAAAUUUAAUGCAAUUAGCCGGAGCCGUGAUAGAUCUGAUGGACGUACAAGGCUCUUCGGUGACGGUGUCGCUAGAGGAUGGGUGGGAUACUACAGCAAUAGUAUGUUCCGUGGCUCAAGCAUGCCUAGAUCCACAUUAUAGGACGAUCGAAGGUUUCAGGACACUCAUUGAGAAAGAAUGGCUUGGAUUCGGUUACCGAUUUGGUCACCGAAGCAACCUAGCUGCCAAUUCUCAAACAACUAACUUCACGCCCACUUUUCUUCAAUUUCUCGAUAUAAUUCACCAAAUUCAAAGACAGUUUCCUCUGGCAUUUGAAUUUAAUGAUUAUUACCUCAAAUUUUUGGCUUAUCAUUCGGUAUCUUGCCGCUUCCGUACAUUUCUUCUCGAUUGUGAAUUCGAUAGGGUCGAAUGUGGAAUCACGGCUGUCGAAGACAAAAGAGGUUCUUUAACGAGCCAUCACAAGGGGGUGGAUACGGGCAGUGACGAUGAGACCGUAUAUCCUGGUGGUCGAUUAGCAGGAACAACUAUGGGUGCAAACUUGGGACAGAGCAUUUUCGAUUAUAUAGAAAAACAACAUACCAGAUGUCCUCUAUUUUACAACUUCUUAUAUACCCCUAAUACGGAACAUCCGGUACUUCGACCCGUUUCUCAUCUGCCUAGUCUGGAUAUUUGGCAAUAUUACUUAGAAGAAGAGCUUGCCCACGGACCGGCUUUCGAUUUGGAAAUAUUGCAACAAGAUUUUCAACAAGAGGAAGAAGCUGAAGCUGCAGAUGGCAUUGUCAAGAGCAACAGGAAAGUCGUCACACAGGGUUAUGAUGGAGUAAGUGCAAGGAUUCCGGAUCAAUUUUCGCAUCUGCUGGAAGACAUUCAUAAAUUGGAAACGGAAUUAGGUCAUUUACCGCAAAAAUGGAAAGUGUUAUGGGACAAACUCGAACUACCCAAUACCGAUUCUCUUGCCAGACAUUCAUCAUUCAGCACGGCUCUGGUUAGGUAUCAUGGAAGACUAAUCCAUAAACGUUCUACCCUCGAAUUACUGUUGAGAGGAAAACUUGCUGGGGGAAAUACACCUGGAAACGAAAGCUCUGCGUACGCUCACCCUCAUAGAUUCGAAAGACUUGAUUCAGCGACGCCGACGCAUUGUGACGCUUGUUCCGGUGUGCUAUGGGGUCCUGUGAAGGCUGGAUUGCGGUGUGUAGACUGUGGUCAUGUAUGUCACGAUAAAUGUGCUGAUUCUGUACCAAAAAAUUGCACCAAGUACAAAGCAGUGGCUGAUAAUCUACAAUCCCAUACUCUUACAAGAAGUGGCGGUGAUAACGGAAGCGUCAAUUCCAGUGUUUCUGCAAUACAAACGUCUUCGCAACAAUACUACGAACAAUUUUCAAGUAAUGUGGCAGAAAACAGGACGCAUGAAGGGUAUUUGUAUAAACGUGGUGCCCUGCUUAAAGGAUGGAAGCAACGGUGGUUUGUCCUAGAUUCUAUAAAACAUCAACUUAGAUAUUAUGACGCUAUGGAGGAUUCUCACUGUAAAGGUUACAUAGAUUUAGCAGAAGUUGUAUCCGUCACCCCGGCAGCACCUACACCUGGGCCGCCGAAGAAGACCGAUGAUAAGUCGUUCUUUGACCUGCGUACAAAUAGACGAACGUACAAUUUCUGUGCGGGUGAUGCAACGACAGCGCAAGAAUGGAUCGAGAAGGUUCAAGCGUGCUUACAGUAGUGCCUAUCCUCGAUUCUGGUUCUAAUUUAUAUCGUUCAAGUGACUGAUAGAAUAAUGCAAACUUUAGUUUUGUUAUAUAAUUUUGUACAGCCAAACGGUAUGUGCCGCGAACUGUGAAAAUUCUGCCGUGCAAGUUCUACAAGCCAAAAUCAUUGGAAUGCUAAGAAACAUCAACUUUAGAAGAGAAGCUUGCAAAACCAAUGUUUUACGAUGUACACACAAUAUAUUGUUAUUGUAUGAAGCGCAGUUAUAUACAAGGUGUCUUAUAGGAAGAUACUAAAACUAAACAGCUGCCCAGUAACUGCAUGUGUUCGAAAACAACAGCUGAUUACUUUCAGCAACUUCCCAUAGGACACCCUGUGUAAAUAUAUUUAUUAUUUUACAUUUAGUAUUAAUUAAGGGGAAUAACAUCUUGCUUUAAUGCUCUGAACAUUGCUUGCAGAUUUAAUCUUAUAUUUAUAAAUUAAUGAAUGAACGAUAUUAGAAUUUUCAAUAUAAGUUUCUUGUAUCUGCCGAUAUGUGAUGGUUGUUACAAUUAUGACUCUCCGUUAGAAUGCAAUUUUGCUUCUUAUAAAACGGGCUGUGAAUGGAAAUGAUUCAGUAACAGAAAAUAUUCGUUUCCUCGAAGACUUUAUUUACAUAAGUAUUCUAAUAUGAGUUUAAUUAAAUACGACACAGUGAAAAGAAAAAUUGUCCGAUUUUCAGCAACAUUAGCUGUCACCUACUUAGCAGCUUGUCAUUAAUUAGCGUUUU